AUUUAGGAAACUUUGACAAAGAAGACGCAAGAGUUCUUCUUCGUUCACUCCACCGUUGCCGGCGAUCGUCCAUGGCCGGCGCGUCGAUUGUUCCGAUGGGCGUCCUCAUCUCACCCUCCUCCGCCCUUAUGUCCCGAUCGCAUCCAUCACCGAGUCUUUCUCUCCUUCCGAGCCGUUACAUCAAUUUAUGUGACACCAGAGAUCAAUUCCUCACCGUUUCCUGCAGAAACUCGAGGAUCGGACUACAUGCAGAGAGAAAUUCAAAGCUCUUCAGAACAAAGGCAAUGGCUGCUACCUUUGGUUCGCGAUUGCAGGAAACCGUGAAGAAGACGGUUUGCGACAAUCCCGUCGUUGUGUACUCCAAAACGUGGUGUUCGUAUUCAUCCGAGGUCAAAACCUUAUUCAGACGGCUUGGAAUCGAACCACUUGUUAUAGAAUUGGACGAACUCGGGCCACAAGGACCACAAGUGCAGAAAGUGCUAAAAAGAAUAACCGGACAACAUACCGUCCCUAAUGUAUUUGUUGGAGGUAAGCACAUUGGCGGUUGUACAGACACAAUUAAGUUGUAUCAUAAAGGGGAGCUUCAGGCGUUGUUGUUAGAUGUUUGCACUAAGAAGUCUCAAAGCUAACCAUUUUGAGUUGACAUGGGUAAUAAAUAUAUCACUGAAAAGCAAUUUCCUGUCACCACCAUUUGUUCGAAUUAUCCAAUUAUUAGAUUUAGUUGAAGUACUUGUUGGAAUAUUAAAAAAAUUCUUCUUAA
This is a messenger RNA of Impatiens glandulifera, 760 nucleotides long. RefSeq names its product monothiol glutaredoxin-S10-like. The record is from RefSeq and is a predicted model, not a curated record. The coding region runs from base 72 to 629 and encodes 185 amino acids. NCBI's taxonomy places the organism in Eukaryota, Viridiplantae, Streptophyta, Magnoliopsida, Ericales, Balsaminaceae. Gene Ontology annotation, cellular component: cytoplasm. Gene Ontology annotation, biological process: cellular response to oxidative stress. The transcript is spliced from 5 exons. Gene Ontology annotation, molecular function: glutathione disulfide oxidoreductase activity.